Messenger RNA from Metopolophium dirhodum (rose-grain aphid), 5177 nucleotides. RefSeq names its product equilibrative nucleoside transporter 4 (gene Ent3). Gene Ontology annotation, molecular function: nucleoside transmembrane transporter activity; monoamine transmembrane transporter activity. The transcript is spliced from 9 exons. Gene Ontology annotation, biological process: nucleoside transmembrane transport. The record is from RefSeq and is a predicted model, not a curated record. Gene Ontology annotation, cellular component: plasma membrane. The coding region runs from base 867 to 2567 and encodes 566 amino acids. NCBI's taxonomy places the organism in Eukaryota, Metazoa, Arthropoda, Insecta, Hemiptera, Aphididae.
AAAUAUAAAUUCCUUUAAAAAAUGUAUAGGUAUUAAAACAAAAUAAAUCUAAUACAACGAGACACUGGUUUUGUCGAGGGGACCUCGUCGCAUUAUGACGAGUGAUCAUCAUUAAACAUCGCGAGAGUGUCCUGCCAACUGCAGUCACUGCGCUGCAGCAUCAUAUCAUUUCCACGACUAUAUACACACGAUCCUGACCUUACUAUCCAUUUGCAGGUUGCACGGGAGUUGCAUAUAUAUAAACCACAACUGUAUCAAUACGAUAUAUUAUGUGUACGUGAUUAUAUAUACAUAUGUAUUCGACUUGUCGGCCACCAAACGGUUUUCGUCGACGGCCGCGAGCCAUUCAUCGAUCGCGUCUCUCCUUUUUAACUCCGCCCCGCACGACUCCUGCAGGAGGCAGACGCAAGUCACGCGCGCGCAUGACGCCGGCGCCGACGCGCACACUCGGACUAGAGUCGUACACUUACACGAGUUUGCUUUCGAGUUUCACGUGCGUGUGUGUGUGUGCAAUAUGGUCAGAUUAUCGUAAGUCUGAAUGGUGUGCGUAUAUAUAUUGUGGGUGUAACGGUGGCGCGUCGAACAUCACUGCAGCGACAACAACAACAACAACAACAAUAAUGCGCGCGCUGUUUCGAGUUGUUGAUAAAACAUUUUAAUAAUAAUAACAACAAUAUAACGGCGUACACUAUAACUGUGUAUCGAUAAAAUAUGAAUUAAUAUAUGGCUAGCCGUGCGAAAUAGACUGCGGACGCUACACACGAGCGAUAUCACGUACGUAUUUAUGCGUGAAGUAUAGGUACAAGCUAUUCGGCGUGCACAAAUCUUUGCGGUGCGGUUGAUCGUCGCUGCUGCAGUGCGUCGUGAUGGAUGAGAACCUGAGCAGGGGCUACGUGGCCCUAGGAAAACGCGGCAAUGUCUGUCCACUGGCUACGCCUCCGGUAGACAACUUGGGCAAGACUUACAUGGCCAUGGUACUGGCGGGCGCCGGUUUCCUAUUCCCGUACAACAGUUUUGUCAUGGCUGUGGAUUACUUCCAAAACAAAUAUCCUGUUUCGAUGGUAGUUUUCGACAUGACGAUCGUGUAUAUCAUGGUGGCGUUUGUCGCCGUACUCACCAACAAUCUGCUCGUCGAAACACUGUCUUUCACGUGUCGCAUCAAUAUCGGUUAUGGACUGACGAUUUCGAUGCUAUUGUUCGUGGGUGCUGUGGAAAUUUUGUGGGAGGAAUUGUUCACGCUGGAUACGUCAUAUUGCCUCAACUUGGUAGCCAUUGGACUUAUUGCAUGGGGCGCGACAAUCCAGCAGUCCAGUUUUUAUGGAUACACCAGUAUACUGCCUAUUAAAUACACGCAGGCCGUCAUGAUUGGAGAAAGUGCUGCCGGGCUUUGGGUGUCCAUUAACCGAAUAUUCACGAAAAUGUUGACAAAGGACUUACGAGUAAGCACGUUCAGCUUCUUCGUGAUAAGUCAUCUGGUAGUGAUGACGUCAUGCGUGUUGUUCCAAAUAGUGCAAUCGUCUGAUUUUGUCAAAUUUUACAUUGCCCGAAGUGAAGAUUCGAAGAAAAAAAUUUCAUUGGAACCAACCGAAGAAUAUGUCGAUUCCGAACAAUCCCAACCAGAACCAUUUGCUGAAACUAGUUUAAGCACUGGAAAAAUAUUUAAAGACGAAAAUGCAUUUAGCUUUGCAAAUCCCAUGUAUGAUCCGAACGCAAAUAGUGUGCCAACGUAUAAAGUUGAAGACGUCAUGGUACAUGUGGAAACAGGAAGUUCUUUUAAGCUACGGAAAUCCACCUUGUCUGAAUUUUGGGAUUCAUUUAAGAGUGGAUAUAAGUUGAGGAAAGAAGUAUCGAAGAUCAUAUGGAAACAAAUGUUGGCGAUUUUCCUUUGCUACUUCGUGACGCUGAGCAUAUACCCGGGAGUACUUUCCGAUCUAGUCAGCCCGAGAUUUGGCACGUGGAUGCCCGUACUCGUGAUGACUGUAUUCAACUUAUUUGACCUUAUGGGAAAGUUAUUGGGAGCUUAUUCGUACGAACGAUGGGAUGACAAAAUACUGAAGAGCACCAAAAAACGUCUGUUCAUGAUUCCUGCCAUUCUACUUAUCGUAUUAGUUCAACAUCCAUUCCACACGAAAAUCAUCAGUGAAUUCAUGAUUGUUCUGCAAACGGCCGUGCUCGGCGUUACCAAUGGCAUCACCGGCAGCGUUCCAAUGAUUUUCGCGCCGGCAAAGGUCGUCGAAGAACGACGCGAACUCGCCGGUAACAUAAUGACGAUAUCGUACAUAGCCGGUACGACGGCGGGUAGCGUGUUCGCUUACGUGCUGGACAGGAUCAUACACUACGAGAUCGGCUUCUCGGUCAGCUGGUCCGGCAGCGAUUACCACAAGAUAUUGGCCGCCGGAGCCGCGAUGGUGGACCCCAUGGACCAUUUCAACAGCAGUUAUCUCCAAGGCAUAGCGGACUCGGGCAACGACACAGGGUCGCCGCCCCUGCAAUCGACGGUCGCGCGUCUCGGCAAUCUGCUGCUGUCGGCCGGCAUCAAUUCGACGACGACAGCGUUCCCAGGAUAACCGCGACAGGUGUAAGCCCACCUGUUGCAGGACGCCGCGUGUACAUAAAACUACCUAAAUAAUUACGAUAUUACUAUCGUUUUUUUUUUUUUUAAAAACUAUUAAUAUAUUUUAUUAUAAUUACGUUUGGAGCGCCUGGGCGGUCGAAGAGUCGAUAGGAAAUAAUGGCGCUUGACAGCCGCUGCAUUAUAAUAUAAUAUUAUUAGUAUUAUUAUACUAUGCCGUGAUAAUAUAUAUUGGCAAUGUUAUUGUUCAGACCACGGAUUUGAGAUAUGUCUUAAGAGGACGUCACACCCGCGUGUUGUCUCCGUCUUACAAAUGUACAACAUAGCAAAAACUGUUUUGCGCAGGACAACUUUUCUCGCACCAUAUUUGCGGUAGAACUACAAAAUGCUCACAACACGUAAGGAAGAACUUUAUCUGUGCAACAGCGUGCUUUUUUUUAGUAGCACUAUCCAAUCAUUUUUUAUAAGCAAAUGAAAAAACCAAAAAAAACGAAAUGUUUAAAAGCAAAUAACUUUUAUUGUAUUUAUGUUAUCUAAAAUAUAGGCACGCUGUUGCAUAGAUAAUUGUCUACCCUAUAUGUUCCGAAAUUUUGGAGCCACUACUACAAACGCAGAAAGAUAAGCAUAAGACGCAUGCAACACAAGCGGGUGUGACGUCCUCUUAAGGGUGUCCGUGCCGGUUUUUUCAAUUUUCCGCAAUUCUAUAAAAUUUUAAAAUUAUAUUUGAUAUUUUUGUUGCUACCUAAAUUAUAAUACUUUUCCACUAAUCUACUGCUUUGAUACGGUGUAUUAUAUCAACAAAAAUGAUUUGACAGGAAUAACCUCUCACGCCUUAUUGAUCGGUAUAUAUCGUAUAUGUCGAAUUUUGAUAUUUUUUUUAUCUGACAGAUGAGAACUUUUUACAGGUCGAAUCGAAGCCCGAAUCUUAUUUUAUUUUAAAUAGUAUUAGAAAAAAAAAAUAUUGGGUAUUAUUCAAAUGCAUAUUUUAUUAUUUUAGCUUCUAUAAUUAUAAUUUUGAAAAUCGGGCUCUUUGAUCUCAUCUGCAAAAUGUUCUGAUCUUUUGAAUGAAAAUAAAAUUAACGAAAUCCGGAUAUCCUUUAGGGCGUUUGAGUUUUUCCUGUAAGGCAUGUUCUUGUAUUAAAAAUGCACCGGCUCCGAUGCCCUUAAUUCGUGGUUCAGACCCAAAACCUCGAUACUUAUUCUUGCCGGUUAUUGAUUAAUACGUAAUUGAAGUGUCAAGCGUUAAAAUGAGCGGAUAUGUAUUGAAUGUUAAUGUUUAUAUGUGACAUUUUAAAAUAUUUUCCCAAUUUUUAAAUUGUUUCGACAGAUGGUCAGUAGCAGUAGGUAUAUAAUAUGAUUACAGACCGUUUAUGUGUGCACUGUGCGGGACUUUACGACGUCGGAUGUGUAGGGGUGAUGACGUAAUAUUUUUGCAAUAAUGAUAUACCCAUUGGCGUAGUGGUCAAAUUUUUUGGGGGGCCUUAGCUAUUCCGGGGGCAGACAUGUGACGACUCGUGGGGGGCUAUUAUUCAAACUAGGGGGCUAAGUCCCCCCCCCAUAACUGGCCAUAACUACGCCUAUGUCGGCUGCGUACGAGUUGAUUCCUGGGCACCUGUUUACCUGCUCUGAUACCGUUGAGUUGAUUCCCUGGUCAUUAUAUAUUAUUUUCAAUUUUUAGUCAAAUAUUCAGCCUAUUAGCCUAACCCAAGAAACACCAGGUUGGCUGACAAAUUCAAAUAAAUUUAUGAUAAAUUAAAAAUUUAGUAAUCAGGUAAAAAAUUAUUAUUAAAAAAAUUUAGUAAUUUGGUAAAAAUAUAUACCUACCUAACACAUUGUUUUUAAAAAGAGAUUACCAGUAAACCGUGACAUAUACUGACCUGGGAAUCAAAUGGUAAAUACCUCUUGAUGACCCGGGUAUCAACUAAUCCAUAAAGUAGGUCUCGGGAAUCAACUCACCUAUGGCCGCCUAUGGCUAUACCUAUAAAUAUAACACAAUAGGUGCUCUCGUCCGUACGGUAAAAACGAUUUUUAAGAACUCACUUUAUAAAAUUUUUUUCUACUCGACCCUUCAAUUAUUGAUAUGGUUGGAUAUUGUUGAUCACGUCGGUAUUUAUUGACUCCAGAUAUAUUUUUAAUAAUAAAUUGUCAUUAGUCCUCGGUAGUGUUCUUGAACUAAGCAUAUAAUAUAUUUUUAUCAUUUUAUGCGGACGAUUUAUUACGCUUUUUUUUGCGUGACUUUUCGAUCGACCAGUGUUUUAAAUUAUAUAAAAAUCGUGUGUUAUAUCAUAUAUGACAUGUUAUUUUAAUUCAUACUUAAAACGUUCGAUUUUUAUGUACCUACCACAAUCCACUGCAACGGCAGUUCUAUGGCAAUAGGUAGGUAGGUAUCUAAUAUCAUUAUGUUUAGUCUAUAUGAAUAUAUUUGUUUCUGCCAUGAAUACAAAAAGCAAAAAGGUCGUAGGUAAUAACAUCAUAUGCUAUACCUAAUACUUAUAUAAUGCCUCGUUACCUCUUCUUAUACUUAGGUAGGUACUGCGUAUUGUUGUGUACGUUUUUGUUUUUUCUGUUGAAUAAUAAUAAUUUACGUUUGCAACAAUAAAUACAA